This is a messenger RNA of Ixodes scapularis (black-legged tick), 1293 nucleotides long. It is a transcript of the gene Clp, whose product is annotated as cleavage and polyadenylation specificity factor subunit 4. The transcript has a single exon. Gene Ontology annotation, molecular function: RNA binding; zinc ion binding. NCBI's taxonomy places the organism in Eukaryota, Metazoa, Arthropoda, Arachnida, Ixodida, Ixodidae. The coding region runs from base 166 to 1011 and encodes 281 amino acids. The record is from RefSeq and is a predicted model, not a curated record.
GCAAAAUGGCGUUAUGAAGUUCGAUUUCGCGGCACGACAUUUCUGUUGUUCCUGUCUUUGUCUCAAAAUCGUGGCGUUAUUACAAAACUCUACGCCCCUUUUCGGCUCAUCUGCUGCUGUGCAGUAGUCGUUGUGACUUCGGGUAGACCGUAACCUGUCGUAAGGAUGGAGGAGAUCGUGGCCAAAGUGGGGAACGUAGUCUUCGAGGUGGAGAUCGCCCUGGAACAGCAGCUUGGUGCGUUACCUCUGCCGUUCCCUGGUAUGGACAAGUCGGGCGCGGCCGUGUGCUGCUUUUACGUUCAGGGAAACUGCAGUAAAGCGUCCGCAUGCCCCUUCAGGCACGUAAAGGGUGACCGAACAGUCGUGUGCAAGCACUGGCUUCGCGGCCUGUGCAAGAAAGGCGACCAGUGUGAAUUUCUGCACGAGUUUGAUAUGACGAAAAUGCCCGAAUGUUACUUCUACUCGCGCUUCAACGCGUGCAGCAACAAAGAUUGCCCAUUCCUCCACAUUGAUCCAGAGGCAAAGAUCAAAGAUUGUCCAUGGUACGAUCGCGGGUUCUGCCGGCACGGUCCCAACUGCCGCCACCGUCACACCCGGCGCGUUAUGUGCCUCAACUAUCUGUGCGGCUUCUGCCCCGAAGGACCCGAGUGCAAGUUUAUGCACCCCAAGUUCGACCUCCCCGUUCAAGAUGCAGCUCAGCAGGCCAAGCGGGCGGCCAUUGUGUGCCAUUACUGCGGAGAAGCCGGCCACAAGGCGAUCGCCUGCCACCAGAUGCCGGCCGAGCUGAAGGAAGAACAUUCACGUAUGCACUUCCACCACCACUACGGCGGCAGACGAGACCAGCACGACGAAGGAGCCACCAUGAACACCUCGGGCUCGCAGCGAGGUUUUAGACCGCUGGACCAGGUCACCUGCUACAAAUGUGGAGAAAAGGGCCACUAUGCCAACAAGUGUCCAAAGGGACACUUGGCUUUCCUUAGCAGUGCCCUCCAGAACACGAGCAGCUUAUGAGUCAGCACUGUUGCUGCUUCCCCCUUUUUCCAGAACACUCGCCUUGCUGCGUGAGCCUAAUUUAUGCAUGCUUGCUUCCUGCGGAAUGCAUAGGAGCAGGCGUCAUGACGACAUGAUGACCGCAGUAAACGGGGCGGGCAUUGAUUUUUAUCUUUACAUUUUCAUUGCCUAGUGUACAGGCUGCCUAGCUGUAUGCUGUGCAGUAAACUUGGUGAUAUGAUCACUCUUGUGUGCAGUGAAAAUGUUUGUAUUGCAGUGGUUUCAAAUUCAAAAUCAAUGGCA